GGCUUAACCAUGGCCCAGUGGUAUCGCAUCAGCCAGCUGAUACAGUACCUACCUGUGGAGACCAUGAAUGACCUCUACCCCUCAGCCACUUUUCCUAUUGAAGUCCGACACUUUUUGUCCGAUUGGAUUGAGAAGCAAAGAUGGGAGGAGUUUGCCCUGGAGAACGUAGAGCAGGAAGCAAAUGCCCGCGCUCUUUUGGAUGAACUCAUAAUGCUGCUGCAGUCAUUUUCUCAUCAUAAUGCCAAUGUCGUGGAUAAAAUGAAGCUGAUGCAGAUCAGCAGAAACAUGAGCAUCUUUCAACAUCAGCCACUGAAGUUUGUAGUGAUGGUGAGGGACACACUGCACAAAGAGAGAGUUCUGCUCAGAGCUAUGCCACAGGUAAGCAACCCUCCACAGCAUCAACAGCUUGUCACCAAAGAAGUGGCCUUUCCCAGCACGCAGGAUGUGGACCACCUUGUUCUCAAAGUGCUGGAGGUCCAGGAGUUACGACAAAAAAUACAUCAGGUUCAAGAAGAGCUCAAUUGGGAAAAGCAGAACUUUGAGUCUUUGCAAGGGACCAUGGAUCCCACAACGUCAGAAGUGACACGACUUCAAAACCACAUUGAGCAGCUGGACUAUAAUCUUAACACCAUGGGAACGAAGCGUUUUCAGUUGCUCACCGAAUGUGUGGACUGUCUAGACCAGUGCCAGGCCCAACUCCUCAGCAGGCUAAAGGCCUGGAGGUGGGAGCAGUACAAGGCAACCAUUGGACAUCCUUUUGAUGACAACCUCAAUAUCCUCCAGAUGUGGUGUGAGCAGCUUCUUGGUGUGAAUGGGAAGCUGAGACAGGAAUUAAUGCUUAUCGUGGAACCAAUCCCAGAGCUGCAAGAAAGACUCGGCCAACUUCUCCGACUUCUGGUUCAAAGUUCCCUUGUGGUGGACAAGCAGCCGCCUCAGGUUAUUAAGACACAAUCCAAGUUCACCACAACUCUACGCUAUCUGCUGGGUGAGACAUUAGCACCUGGGAAGCCUGUGGUGCUGAAGGCACAAAUCAUUAAUGAACUUCAGGCCAGAAGCCUUAACCUCACUCUCAGUGACAAUGUUGGGGAAGUGAUCAACAACACAGCCAUCCUUGAACAUAACACAGCCAGCAAGAGCACAUGUGCCACUUUCAGGAAUAUGUCAAUCAAGAAGAUUAAGAGAGCUGACAGAAAGGGAUCUGAAUCGGUGACCGAGGAGAAGUUUGCCCUCCUCUUCUCAACAGAGAUCACCGUCACAGGCAGUGAUACUCCUUUCAAAAUACAGAUCAUCUCAUUACCACUCGUCAUCAUUGUUCAUGGCAGCCAAGACAACAAUGCGCUGGCUACCAUCAUAUGGGAUUGUGCAUUUUCCGAGCCAGAUAGAGUGCCAUUUGUGGUGCCGGAGCGGGUGCCGUGGAAGCUCAUGUGCAGCACUCUCAACAGUAAAUUCACUUCAGAGAUCCAGUCACAUCACAACCUGGACCAGUACAACCAACACUUUCUGGCCCAGAAAAUAUUUGACAAACCAGAUUUCACCGAUGACUUCAGCAACAUGAUGGUUUCCUGGACGCAAUUUAACAAAGAAGUGCUCCCAGGUCGACAGUUUACAUUCUGGCAGUGGUUUGAAGGAGUAAUAGACCUGACCAAAAAACAUCUGAGAACAUACUGGAGUGAUGGGCUCAUAUUCGGUUUUAUUGGCAAGCAGUAUCUACAUCUGAUUCUUAAGCAGAGACCCAAUGGAACCUUCCUUCUACGCUUUAGCGACUCUGAGAUCGGCGGUAUCACCAUUGCUUACGUGGCUGCAGCAGACACGGGUGAACACAAUCAGAUCAUCAAAAACAUCCAACCAUUCACCAAGAGAGAUCUCGACAUUCGCAGCCUAGGCGAUCGCAUCCGGGACAUCAGUGACAUUACAUUCCUCUACCCUGACUUUCCUAAACAUGACGUUUUUAAGAAGUACUACUCAGAGCCCCAAACAACAGUCAGGGAUGACUACAUCCCGGUAUCACUCCAAACCAAAGUGGGAAGUGGGGAGACUAACUCAGUUGCAGCUAAUGUUGCCACCAUGUCACAUCACGCAGAAAACCACCUGAAUGCUGCUGGAUACCCAGUGGAUCCUGCCUCAGUUUCACCAUGUGUCACUAAUAUGACACAUCAUGCUGAAAGCUCCCGCAAUGCUGUUGGAUACCCCCUGUCCCAGUUCCAACAGUUCACUCCUCAAGAAGCCAUCACACAAGAGCAAAUGGAAAACUCAGAUUUACCUGCAGUAGAAUUUAGUCCAGAUUCUGCUGUCUUCAGUGACUUGGCCACUGGAGAUAUGGACCUUGACGGUUUCAACAGUCUCCUCAACUUUUCAUGA
Nerophis lumbriciformis (worm pipefish) is the source of this 2358-nucleotide messenger RNA. The record is from RefSeq and is a predicted model, not a curated record. NCBI's taxonomy places the organism in Eukaryota, Metazoa, Chordata, Actinopteri, Syngnathiformes, Syngnathidae.